AUUUCCAUGUCACUUUGACAAAAUCAUUCAUUCAACCUAAUUUCUUUCUUGGAAUCGGAUUCCAUUUUCCACAUCAUUUAAUCGAAUAUGCAUCAGCUGAGCGGCAAAUACGUUAAUGUGGUACUAUCGGUGGAAUGCGGUAGAGGAAUGGAUUUCCUGAAGAACAGUGUACAUAUCACUGGAUCCUUCAAUAACAGAAUAUUGGAAUCUGACAGAAUACCUGCAGAAGACUGUCCACCGUUCAACACGGAACUGGUAUGGGAAAUAGAAAAGAAAGAACUGCGCAAAAUAAGAAGUGCAAACAUUCCACUCAGAGUGGAAUGCAUCACAAUUGAUUUACAUAACAGGAGAGAAAGAGUAGGUUUCACCCUGCUGAGUCUCAGGAGCGCACAUAUAAUAUCUCAGAAGAAUAUGAACCAGGAAGUUAAAUCACAAUGGCACAAGUUGAUAGGAUGUCAAAGCGACAAGAAGAGGAGACAUCCAGAGCUUUAUAUCUCACUUACACUGCAGGAUCACUCGUUGAACGAACUUGGAGCUACUAAAUCAAAUGAAGGUAUUCCUUAUAUUUCAGAAGAGGUAAAUACAAUUGAAGAAACUACUAGCUCUGAAUUUCCUAUAAAGUAUUUCGAGGAUGGACACAUCCAGAUUGGAGAAGCAGGAACUGGUCAAUCGAGUUUCACCUUCAACCUCUUCGUCAAAAAAGUAGUCAACUUAGACGCACUUCUUCCAGAAGUACUAGUAUUUAAGAAAACUGAUCAGAAUUAUUACCUGGCUUUCAAGAUUUUUGGCAUCAGCAUCAAAACCAAACCGUUCAGCAGAGAGUUACAUAAUGAUAUAACCCUAAACGAAAAAAUAGUGAUCAACUUGUUGUCUAGUGAAGAGAUGUUGAGAUGUUAUUUCGAUACACAAAGUACAAGCAUUAUAUUCUGUCGUGGCGAUGAUAUACUAGGCGUCACAAGCGUUGAAGUUGAAGAUAUAUUUUCUGUGACUGAAAGCAGGAGUUUUUUCAAAUUCCCCUCUGCGAAUGGCAUCGUCCCAUUUGAAAGUUCAGAUAAGUCACCGUGUAUAGAACUAGAGCAUUGGAUUGAAGAUAAUGUUGAAUGCGAAGAAACUGAAGAUGAUAUUCAAGAGAGAUCUAAAACUAGAACGAUUUUUUCGAGCAUUACCCAAAGACCCACGAAACAUGUGCAGAGUGAUCAAAUCAUUGAAGACACACCAAGAGAAGGUGCUGAUGACAUGUAUGAAGAAGAACUCGUUCUGUGUGAGAAACCAGAAACCGCUGUUACGAAAUCCAUUGAAACUUUCAUAAAAAGUGACACUUUAUCACCUAGAUUACCAGAAGCUUUGAAUCCAUACCAAAGAUUCACUUUUGAAAUCACUUUGACUCACAUAGUUUGGAAAAUUCCACAGGAGAAUACGAAAAUUUCGUUCAAAUUCUUGCAUCCAAGAGCAGCUAGCUGUACUACAAUCCUUACAGAAAUCAGCAACACUGCAGGAAAGAAGAUAACUUUGAAUAAUCUCAAUGUAAAAGUGAGUUAUUUGUCAACUCCUGAUAAAAUAGAGAAACAACUCAAAUACUGGAAACCACGGCUGAUACUUACAGAUGAUAAGGAAAUUUCCCUUUGUAAUGACCAUAACUUGGAUGUGGAUUGUUUGGAGGAACGUAGUAAAGGAUACGAAAUCACUUUGACCAGAUAUCAAAACACAGAUCCUAUUGCAAAAGUUGGUGUUAGUGUUGCAUUGAAAAUGAUCGAUGUAAGCGAAUCAGAUGAUUACGAACAUUUGCAUCUGUUACCAAUCAUUGUAGACGAGAUUAUAAUGAUCAAAGAGAUCCGGGACUUGGAAAAAUGGAAACAAAAUGAGAAGGACCGAUUCGAAAAUGAACUGGAUUAUGUCAAAACAACCGAACUGGAGAGACUUGAAAAAGAUUUCCGGGACAGGAAAAAUAAGCUUGAAGAACAGGUUGCUAUGACUGUCAACAAAUGCAAGAAGCUUCAGGAUGAAUUAAUGAACAAAAUGAAUUCCAUGAAGGUUGAUAAAGCGAUAAGGCGGAACCGGAACCAUACCCAGAUUUAUGAAGACGUUUUCAAGGAAAAUUGGGACACUUUUUCAGAGGAUAAUACCAGAGAAGUGAUCGAACUUUUGAGUAGAGCUCAGAGAGACAACCAAUUGCUGAAAGAAAUGUGCGAGGAACAAAGACAGAAGCUGACACAAUUCGAGAAGACUUCUCUGACGAAAACUCAGACAACGAAUAUUUUGCAAGAGCUGGCACUUUUAGAGCACAAAUUCGAAGAAGCUCAGACCGCCAAAAGUUACUUCAAAGAGCAAUGGAAGAGAGCUUGCGAGGAAAUUCAUGUAUUGAAGACUGAAGAUAUAAAAAACAUGCAAAUUCAGAUCAAAGAAAGUAAGGAAAAACUCAGUCAACUGAGCUUGGACGCGUAUUGUGAACAUCAAAAUCAGAAUUACGACGAUGAAAAUGAGGGAGAUAACUAUUUUCACUAUUAA
Messenger RNA from Phaedon cochleariae (mustard beetle), 2505 nucleotides. NCBI's taxonomy places the organism in Eukaryota, Metazoa, Arthropoda, Insecta, Coleoptera, Chrysomelidae. The record is from the annotation of a GenBank genome assembly.